AUGGAUCCAGCUUACUUUUUUAGUGGUAACGAUGAAUUGGAUUAUUCUUAUCAUCUGGCACCUCUGACUGAUCCGUGUGAAACCGAUAGCCUUGACCCAUUUACAUUUGAAGAAGUCCAAGUAGUGAAGAAUAAGCGAAAACGUAGUGGUGACGGAAAAGGUGGCAGCGGUAGCGAAACUUACAUCUGUGAUUAUUGUGAUGCAUCAUUUACUUUGCUACAUAAUGCUCAAGCUCAUAUAAUUACCUACCACGUAAAAGGCAAACAGAAAAAAAUGUCAGAUCGCCGAGUUCGCUAUAAGUGUAAGAAAUGUGACAAACUGUUCCUUUCUCCGGAAGCCGUAAAACAUCAUCACAAUCGUUUUCACAGCAAGUCGAUGAAGCAGUGCACGCAUUGCGACAAACAGUAUAAGUCACAAUCGUGCCUUCAAGAGCACAUAAAUAGCAUUCAUUUGAACUUGCGUCCUUUCGUUUGCGACCAGUGCUCGGCAGCUUUUGGCCAUAAAUGUGUACUUCGCCGACACUACAUGAUAAAACAUUUGAACUUCGAAUAUCGUUGCCCUUACAAAGAUUGCACUCAUCCUGGAUUUAAGUGUUCAAAGGCAGUAACAGCGCAUAUUAGAUCUGUACAUACUCACGUGCGACCUUAUCCGUGUAGUAUCUGUGGGCUUCGUUUUGUCCGACGUAAUGAUAUGGUGGUCCACAAAAAAUGCCAUUCAAAUAAGUACGACCACGAAUGUCCGGAGUGCGGAAAAUGCUUCCGACAGAAAACCAAUUUGAGGAGCCACAUGAAAAAAAUACACAAAGAAAGCACUUACGUAAUUUGA
Molecule: messenger RNA, 825 nt
Organism: Enterobius vermicularis (human pinworm)
Lineage: Eukaryota; Metazoa; Nematoda; Chromadorea; Rhabditida; Oxyuridae
Source: the annotation of a GenBank genome assembly